Molecule: messenger RNA, 1654 nt
Organism: Syzygium oleosum
Lineage: Eukaryota; Viridiplantae; Streptophyta; Magnoliopsida; Myrtales; Myrtaceae
Product: BRASSINOSTEROID INSENSITIVE 1-associated receptor kinase 1-like
Exons: 1
Coding region: 284-1654 (456 amino acids)
Biological process (GO): protein phosphorylation
Molecular function (GO): ATP binding; protein kinase activity
Source: RefSeq, a predicted model, not a curated record
AUUUAAUGAUAAAAGUGUUCUCAACACUGCCUCUUGGAAGCGGCCAUGGCAGUUUCCUCUGCUAAAACUUCCGAGUUGGUUCUUAAAGCUUCUAUGUAAGUGGCAGCUUCCUCUGCAGUUUCCUCUGUUAAACUUCUGAGUUGGUUCUUAAAAAUUUGUCUAUAACAGCUCUCACCCACAAGAGGAAGCGGCACAGCCAUCUCUCACAACACACAUUCAUUUGUUAAGCUCGCGAUAGAGCAACGCAGUUUUGAUCUUUAGAGAGAAGGGAAAACGGAGGAUAAUGGUGUUCAGAUUUGCCACCUUCGAUCCGGCCCAAGAUCCCGAUGAUUUCAACCCGGCUUUUCCACCUACUCCGUCAUCGUCGCCCUCAGUAACACUCUGUCAGCCGUGCGAAUACACUCGCACUUUCACCAAAACCAUUGUCAGGCGACUUGUUGCUGCCGGUGCUUCUCUUGUCUUAACAGCCCCAGCCCUUGAAUUGCGUGAUGAUGAGAUUCGAGACCGAUACGCAGAGACGCCAUUUCAUAGUAUCAAUUUCGAUGUCCGUCCAGAAUUUCACCAAAGACAACUUAAAGAGUUUACUUUGAAGGAGUUGAAGGUGGCUACCCGAAAUUUUAGCGACGAGAAACUUAUAGGCAGAGGUGGAUUUGGCGAUGUCUAUGAGGGUCAGUUAGCUGAUGGCUCUCUAGUGGCAAUCAAAAGAUACAGACGAGGCAGCACUCAAGGUUUAAGAGAGUUCGAAACAGAAGUAAUGGUUGGCAGCAUCAUACCCCUACGGCACAAUCUGCUUCCCUUGCUCGGAUUUUGCAGAUCCUCAGAAUGCGGGGACUUCUUGCUUGUGUCCCCCUUGAUGGUCAAUAAAAGUGUGGACUGCUGCUUGAGCAAGCGGCCCGAGACACGACCCCUGCUGGACUGGCUUACCCGCAGAAAGAUAGCCGUGGGAGCUGCGAGAGGGCUGUCCCGUCUGCAUGAUCUGAGCAUUGUGCACCUAUUUAUCAAACCUUCAAACAUUCUGUUGGAUGAGGAAUUUGAGCCUCACAUUGGAGACUUUGGGUUGGUCAAGCUAACCGAACGCAGGCGUGGUGAAUGCUCGGUGGAUGGCAUCGAGGAGGCACCUGUACUUCCGAGGAAUGAAUCCGAAGCAGGAUCCCACGGUGAAGAUUCCUAUUCCACGAAUAAAAUAUAUGGCACAUAUGGAUAUAUGGCGCCAGAAUAUGCGAGGGAGGGGAAAUACUCGGUGAAGACCGACGUCUUUGCAUUUGGAAUAACGCUUCUGGAACUCGUGACCGGACAAAGAGCUACUCGCGUAAAUGGCCGGUCUGUGAUGUUAGGCGAUUGGGUAAAACGGCUUCUGGUAGAGGGUAGUUGGGAAAUCGUAGUCGAUUUCAAUCUGCAGGGUGAGUAUGACCACGAGGAAAUAGAGAAAGUGAUCAAGCUGGCUCUUUUGUGCACACAUCCAGUCCCAAGAGAACGACCGCACGUGGCACAAGUAAUCAAAAUACUUGAAGGCCAUAGCAUCGAGGAGGCAUGGGAGGAGUAUCAUCACUCGAAGGAGUAUCUGAUUCCGUUGAUGCAACUUCCAACCCUUUACCAGACUGGGGAUGUCUCCUCGUCGCUGCUCAGUCCCGAAGAAUUAUCCGGACCCAGAUAA